This is a messenger RNA of Saccoglossus kowalevskii, 657 nucleotides long. RefSeq lists its product as uncharacterized. Gene Ontology annotation, cellular component: membrane. Gene Ontology annotation, molecular function: ABC-type transporter activity; ATP hydrolysis activity; ATP binding. Lineage: Eukaryota; Metazoa; Hemichordata; Enteropneusta; Harrimaniidae. Gene Ontology annotation, biological process: transmembrane transport. The record is from RefSeq and is a predicted model, not a curated record.
AUGACUAUUCCACGAUUAGAGUUGAAAGCAGCAACAUUGUCAGUGAAACAGAAUAAACUCAUACAGAGAGAUAUGGAAAUGAAAGUGGAUGAGACAUUUUACUGGACCGAUAGCAUGACUGUGCUUCGGUACAUAAAUAACGAACAUACAAGAUAUCACACUUUUGUUGCAAACAGAGUGGCACUGAUACGAGAUGGAUCAGUACCUGAGCAGUGGUCAUAUGUAAACACCAAGGACAGCCCAGCAAAUGAAUGCUCACUAGGACAGUCUAUUGAUGACUUUCUCAAUAAUAGUCGAUGGAUUUAUGGACCACGAUUUAUUUGGGAGUCUCAAGAAAGAUGGCCCCAAACUAAUCCUGACACACGGCUCCCAGAAGAUGACCAAGAGGUGAAGACCAGAGUAAAGGUUAACACUGUCACUCUGUUGAUUACAAAUCCAAUUGCUGAGUUAAUACAACAUUACUCAAAUUGGUUCCAGCUAAGGAAGGCAGUUGCAUGGCUGUUGAAGUUCAAGAAAAUGUUGAAGAUCCGAUGCGAGAAUAAACACCAAGCUGUAGGGUUAAUUAAGCAGAAUGUAGAUUCUGUGUUGACUGUACAAGACAUGUGUGAUGCUGAACUGGCUAUCAUUAAAUUUGAACAACACAGAGUGUUUGCAUAA